AUGAUGGAUAGAGGUAGCAUGGCAGCGAGGAAGAGCACUUUAUAUCUUCUUUACAUUCACAUGGAAGCCAUCGGCACUCGGGACUCCAUGGUAUACCGUGGUAUAAUAGGCGUGAAGGGUGAAGCUUCCGCGCGAUGCCUAGCAGACAGCCCUAGGCUCCAUUCCGCCCCUGUAACCAAAAACCGCUGCGGGUGGAGUGAAGCAUUUGACAUAAUAGAUAGGAUAGAAGAGAAAAUGCGCAGUGGAAUCGAGGACUGGUGGGUGUCACCCCUGCUCAGAGCGAAGUGAAAGUCAGUGGUGGUCGUCCUGACUGUAGAGAUUUGGAGACCGAAGGGGGGGG
Molecule: messenger RNA, 340 nt
Organism: Neurospora tetrasperma FGSC 2508
Lineage: Eukaryota; Fungi; Ascomycota; Sordariomycetes; Sordariales; Sordariaceae
Exons: 3
Coding region: 1-288 (95 amino acids)
Source: RefSeq, a predicted model, not a curated record